This is a messenger RNA of Vombatus ursinus (common wombat), 7780 nucleotides long. It is a transcript of the gene TNIK, whose product is annotated as TRAF2 and NCK interacting kinase. Gene Ontology annotation, biological process: protein phosphorylation. Gene Ontology annotation, molecular function: protein kinase activity; ATP binding. The coding region runs from base 89 to 5239 and encodes 1716 amino acids. NCBI's taxonomy places the organism in Eukaryota, Metazoa, Chordata, Mammalia, Diprotodontia, Vombatidae. The transcript has 32 exons. The record is from RefSeq and is a predicted model, not a curated record.
AUGAGGACCGCCAGCCCCUAGAGCCAAGGGGCAAUUCAGGGGACUGCCGGGGCGCCCGGGGCUCCGUUUGCCCGGUGAAGGAGCCAACAUGGCGAGCGACUCCCCGGCUCGCAGCCUGGACGAGAUCGAUCUCUCGGCUCUGAGGGACCCUGCAGGGAUCUUUGAAUUGGUGGAGCUUGUUGGGAAUGGAACCUAUGGCCAAGUCUAUAAGGGUCGUCAUGUUAAAACUGGACAGCUUGCUGCUAUUAAAGUCAUGGAUGUCACUGGGGAUGAGGAGGAGGAAAUCAAACAAGAAAUUAACAUGUUGAAGAAAUAUUCUCAUCACAGAAAUAUUGCUACUUACUAUGGAGCUUUUAUUAAGAAGAAUCCCCCAGGGAUGGAUGACCAGCUCUGGCUGGUGAUGGAAUUCUGUGGUGCGGGCUCUGUCACAGAUCUGAUCAAGAAUACAAAAGGCAACACAUUGAAGGAGGAGUGGAUCGCGUACAUCUGCCGGGAGAUCUUACGGGGCCUGAGUCACCUGCAUCAACACAAAGUGAUUCAUCGUGACAUUAAAGGGCAGAAUGUCUUGCUGACUGAGAAUGCCGAAGUAAAACUAGUGGAUUUUGGCGUCAGUGCCCAGUUAGACCGAACAGUAGGUCGAAGAAAUACAUUCAUUGGCACGCCCUACUGGAUGGCCCCAGAAGUUAUUGCCUGUGAUGAGAAUCCUGAUGCCACCUAUGACUUCAAGAGUGACUUGUGGUCUUUGGGAAUCACAGCCAUUGAAAUGGCAGAAGGUGCCCCCCCUCUUUGUGACAUGCAUCCCAUGAGAGCUCUGUUCUUAAUUCCCCGGAACCCUGCCCCGCGGCUGAAGUCUAAGAAAUGGUCUAAAAAAUUCCAGUCUUUCAUCGAGAGCUGCUUAGUAAAGAACCAUAGUCAAAGACCCACCACAGAACAGCUCAUGAAGCAUCCAUUUAUAAGAGACCAACCUAACGAGCGACAGGUCCGAAUUCAGCUCAAGGAUCACAUCGACAGGACAAAGAAGAAGCGAGGAGAGAAAGAUGAGACUGAGUAUGAAUACAGUGGCAGUGAAGAAGAAGAGGAGGAAAAUGACUCUGGAGAGCCCAGCUCCAUCCUGAACCUGCCUGGCGAAUCCACCUUGAGACGCGACUUCUUGCGCCUUCAGUUGGCCAACAAGGAGCGCUCGGAGGCCCUCCGGCGGCAGCAGCUGGAACAGCAGCAGCGAGAGAAUGAGGAGCACAAGCGCCAGCUGCUGGCAGAGCGUCAGAAGCGCAUCGAGGAGCAGAAAGAGCAGCGCCGUCGGCUGGAGGAGCAGCAAAGGAGAGAGAAGGAGCUGAGGAAACAGCAGGAGAGAGAGCAGCGUAGACACUAUGAGGAACAAAUCCGCCGUGAGGAAGAAAGGAGGCGGGCAGAACAUGAGCAGGAGUAUAAACGCAAACAGCUGGAAGAACAGAGACAGGCUGAACGACUGCAGAGGCAGCUCCAGCAGGAAAGGGACUAUUUGGUGUCUCUUCAACAGCAGCAACAGCAACAGCGUCAAGACCAGAGGCCAGGAGAAAAGAAGCCACUGUACCAUUACAAAGAAGGGAUGAAUCCCAGUGAGAAGCCAGCCUGGGCCAAGGAGGUACAGAAAUGGCCCCUUAAUAACUCGCCCAUUCUUCCAGCUAAGUGGACCCACUGUGCUGUCAGCCAGCAGCUGGCAUGCCUUGUGACCAGGAGAGAUAUGUCACUGUCACCCACUACAGAGCCUUCUACUACCUAUGCCAAGCUGAUACCCUUGGUUAAGCCUGAAUCACGCCCUAUGCCUAAGGCAGGUGCUCAGAAAGCUAAUGGAUUAUCUUCCACUGCCGUGAUGUCAGUGGCUCCUGUGGUCACAAAGAAUUCCAAAUCAAGACACCUGGUAGAGCAGCAUCCAACACAGAAGAAAGCCAUAACCACUGGUCAGGCUAAGCUUGGCCUUCAAGAGCAAGAGCUGAAGUCUCGAGAAGCCACAAGGACUAUAGUGGUAACAUGCCCCAAACGAUCUCACUCACAAGAACAUGGCCCAUGUAGGGAUGCAGGCACUGAGCUCAUCGCUGCUUCCUCUCCAAGUAUUUCCAAAAUAAUGGGCCCUGGUUUGGCCAAUAGGAGAAUUUGGAAGGAUUUUGGAGAACCCACUGGGAUCUGGGGAAGAAAGUCUAUGAACUCAUACAUAUUUACAAGUGCCUUUUCUCCUCUUAGGAAUGUAAGAUCCCUCGGUGACAUCUCCUUGGGGCCUGAACACUUUAAUCUAAGUGUUUCCAGCCCCAAGUAUGACUUCAGAAGAGUGAAUAAGAAAGUGCUUCUUGAAAAUCACCUCAUUCCCUGGAGAAGCAACCCAAAAUUUCUUCUCUCUCCAACACAGCUUUUCCAUGCACAUAUUCAAAGGAAGACAGAGAAAAGCCUGGAGCAAUUUCUUCUUCCUUCCUUAGGUCUCUACCAAGCACGAUCUCACCUGAAUUUAUCCACAUUGGCCCCUUUAUUUUCAGGUUUCCAUUUGUCCUCCUCACAGAACUUCUUGGCCUAUGCCCACCCUGCAGAUCUAGCUCCUCUUCCGGCAGCCUUCAGGAGUAACCAUGUAGCCAAUGGGAAAUCCUCAUGGAUUCCAAUGAUACCAUUUUCUAGCCCUUCUUGCUGUUCAUCCCUACUUCCUUUGCAAGCUCCUUGCAGUAAGAAAGCUGUCACUGUUGGGCCCAUGAAUGGCAAGAGAAUCAUGUCAUUGAGCACUCCUGAUGUGAGGUUUGCCAGACACCACGACUCUGAGCCCCCACUGGUGGAAGAACGUUCUAGACUCAACCGGCAGAGCUCCCCUGCCAUGCCACACAAGGUUGCUAACCGGAUAUCUGACCCCAAUCUGCCCCCUCGAUCUGAGUCGUUUAGUAUUAGUGGGGUGCAGCCUGCUCGGACGCCACCUAUGCUUAGACCAGUGGAUGCCCAGAUUCCACAUCUGGUAACGGUGAAAUCCCAAGGACCCUCCCUCUCUGCCUCUCAGUCAGUGCAUGAGCAACCCACAAAGGGGAUAGCAGGGUUCCAGGAGGCUCUGACGGUGACGUCUCACCGUGCUGAGAUGCCACGGCAGAACUCGGAUCCCACCUCUGAAAACCCUCCUCUCCCCCCACGCAUUGAAAAGUUUGACCGAAGCUCUUGGUUACGGCAGGAGGAAGACAUUCCACCAAAGGUGCCUCAACGAACAACUUCCAUAUCACCAGCAUUAGCCAGGAAGAACUCCCCUGGCAAUGGAAAUGCACUGGGACCCAGACUUGGAUCACAGCCCAUUAGAGCAAGCAACCCUGACCUGCGGAGAACUGAGCCCAUCCUGGAAAGUCCCUUGCAGAGGACCAGCAGUGGCAGCUCCUCCAGCUCCAGCACGCCAAGUUCUCAGCCUAGCUCCCAGGGAGGUUCCCAGCCAGGCUCUCAAGCUGGGUCUAGUGAACGGAACAGAGUUCGAGCUAACACGAAAUCUGAAGGAUCACCUGUACUUCCUCAUGAACCACCCAAGGUGAAGCCAGAAGAAUCAAGGGAUAUCACCCGGCCUGGUCGACCAGCAGACCUGACUGCACUAGCCAAAGAAUUAAGGGAACUCCGAAUUGAGGAAACUAACCGGCCCCUGAAGAAGGUGACUGAUUAUUCUUCUUCCAGUGAGGAAUCAGAAAGCAGUGAAGAGGAGGAAGAAGACGGAGAAAGUGAGACACAUGAUGGGACAGUGCCUGUCAGUGACAUCCCCAGGCUCAUACCCACAGGAGCUCCAGCAAGUAAUGAACAGUACAAUAUGGCGAUGGUUGGAACCCAUGGCCUGGAGACCUCUCACGCAGACACAUUUAGCAGCAUUUCGAGAGAAGGAACUUUAAUGAUAAGAGAGUCAUCCGGAGAGAAAAAACGUUCCGGGCACACUGAUAGCAAUGGUUUUGCUGGUCACAUCAACCUCCCUGAUCUGGUGCAGCAAAGUCAUUCUCCUGCAGGGACACCGACUGAGGCCCUUGGGCGUGUCUCAACUCAUCAACAAGACAUGGAUUCUGUGACUGAAUACGCUGUGGGGAGCGGCACCAAAGCCUCCUUCACCCCGUUUGUUGACCCCAGAGUGUACCAGACGUCCCCCACUGAUGACGACGAGGAUGACGAUGAGGAAUCUUCGGCCACGGCUCUAUUUACCAGUGAGCUACUAAGGCAAGAACAAGCCAAGCUCAAUGAAGCCAGGAAGAUUUCAGUGGUCAACGUGAACCCGACGAACAUUCGGCCUCACAGCGACACACCUGAGAUUCGGAAAUACAAGAAACGCUUCAACUCCGAAAUCCUUUGUGCUGCUCUGUGGGGUGUAAACCUCCUGGUGGGAACAGAAAAUGGACUGAUGCUCUUAGACCGAAGUGGGCAAGGGAAGGUCUACAGCUUGAUCAACAGGAGGCGAUUUCAGCAGAUGGACGUGUUGGAGGGCCUUAAUGUCCUCGUGACAAUAUCAGGAAAGAAGAAUAAACUACGAGUUUACUAUCUAUCUUGGUUAAGAAAUCGAAUCCUGCACAAUGAUCCUGAAGUUGAAAAGAAACAAGGCUGGAUCACUGUUGGGGACUUGGAAGGCUGUAUACAUUACAAAGUCGUGAAAUAUGAACGGAUCAAAUUCUUGGUGAUUGCCUUGAAGAAUGCCGUGGAGAUAUAUGCGUGGGCUCCUAAGCCAUACCACAAGUUCAUGGCAUUUAAGUCUUUUGCAGAUCUCCAGCACAAGCCCCUACUUGUUGACCUUACAGUAGAAGAAGGUCAAAGGUUAAAGGUUAUUUUUGGAUCACACACUGGUUUCCACGUGAUUGAUGUAGAUUCGGGAAAUUCUUAUGAUAUCUACAUCCCGUCCCAUAUUCAGGGUAAUAUCACUCCUCAUGCUAUUGUCAUCCUACCUAAAACGGAUGGAAUGGAAAUGCUCGUUUGCUAUGAGGAUGAGGGGGUGUACGUGAACACCUAUGGCCGGAUCACUAAAGAUGUGGUGCUCCAGUGGGGAGAAAUGCCCACCUCUGUGGCCUACAUUCAUUCCAAUCAAAUAAUGGGCUGGGGAGAGAAAGCUAUUGAGAUCCGUUCAGUGGAAACAGGACAUUUGGAUGGAGUAUUUAUGCAUAAGCGAGCUCAAAGGUUAAAGUUUCUAUGUGAAAGAAAUGAUAAGGUAUUUUUUGCAUCCGUGCGAUCUGGAGGAAGUAGCCAAGUGUUUUUCAUGACCCUCAACAGAAAUUCCAUGAUGAACUGGUAGCAGAUGAACACUUGGCACUCAUCAUCAUGGCGUUGUUUCUCUAUUAAAAGAACAUGACACGUGUGGACUUAUGCCAGUCUAGAGGCAGAUACAGAAGGCUUGGUUGAACGCACUGCUUCCCCCUUCCUCCACUCCCACCUCUCCCUUCCCUUCUCACACCCUCUUCUCCCACCAUAUACAGUCCAUCCUUCAUUGUUGCAGCCUGUUUGAGAAAGAGAGAGAGACAAGAGGGAGGAAUUUCUCGGAGAGCACCAAGAAUGCGGCACUGUCUCUGAACAGAGAUGGACCAUGAGCACUUCGGCGCUGGGGAUGUAAACAUUGUGUGGUCUUUUAUUCUGCUGUGUUACAGUGGGUUAUGACUCUUUGCUUUAAAAAAAAAAAAAAAAACAAAGCUUCUUGGUCCCUUACUUUAUAUGAAUGGGGAAGGAAAUGGUGUUGAAAAAAAUGAAUCUUCUUCGGAUUCUGUCUGCCUGCUAGCGUUAAGUAUGCAGAAUGUUGUAAAAUUACCAAUUUUGAAUGGUGAGAGACAGCACAAUAAAUGUACCUUAUCUCUCUCCUCUGAAGGCCAUAACUGUAUAGCUGGGUAAUUUUAGCAAUCUUUUGCCUUCACCAACCUAAAGGUUGAUUUUUGACAGCAACUAGUUAAUGAAUUUUUAAAAAGAGAAGAAAAAUACUAGUUUUUCCCCUCUUUUGGGAAAUAGAUUUUAAAUGGCUAAACUACUAGCCUUAGACUAAUAAAUCAACUACCAUUUUUGUCAGUCUGUCAGUCCAUAUUUUCAUAUGGACCUUACAUAAUGGUGCGUGUUGAUGGGGUAGUAGUGCCAUAUGGUUGAGUUGGCUCUGGAGAUGGAGGGAAUCUUUAGCACAUCUUUUUCCCACAGCUUGAUUAUGCAACAGGUUAGGGCAAAAGACCAGGAGGGCAAAUGGGUUUCAGAGAAAGGAAGAAGAGCUUUUGGAAAAAAAUAUGCCAUGAUAUUUACAAGAAUGCACAAAUCCUCUUGGGCUAAGAGCUCACCUGGCUUAGGCAUCAUUUUGCCUGGACUUUGGUUGAUGUACCCCAAUCCUGCCGGGGAAAUUGAGGUGUGGGUGACAGCUUGGUUUUGUUCUACCCCAUCUCUUUCUUCUGUGGGUGCCACUUUCUAGAGAUGAAAACUGUGACUUUAAACAAACAAACAUAAAUAAAGUAAAAGCUUCUGAGCUGCCUAUAGUCUCUUUGGGUUGGUAAGAAAAAAAGACAACCUGAGAAAAAGCAGGCAUCAUUAGGCCCAGAAGUUACAGAACUUGGAAGCAGGGUUUUGGCCAAAAUUCUGAGACCCUAAAUCAUUUUACCUUCCUCUAAAUUACCCAACAUACAGUGAACAACAUCUGUGCAGAAAUAUAUAUGUAUUUAGUUCAGGUUGAAUUGUGUCCUUAUAAACUUACUCAGAUGAUUUCCAUUUUUUACGUGUCUCGGAUUUUUUGGUUUGUCUGUUUACUAGCUACAAGCAUGGCUGCCUGUGGUCUCAAGGUGUUGCAUAACGAUACCUGUGUUGCGCUUCCUGUUUUAACCUACCUCGUUUUGUUUGUUUUUGUUUUGCUGUUCAUCACAGCAGUGUUAUCUCCAGGAGACAUAUAGAGAGCUCAAUUGGCAAUCUCAGGUGUAUUUAAUAUUUAAAAAAAAACAAAACAGUAAUCGAUCAAAUUUGAAUCUUUGAAUAAUGAAAAAAAAAUCAAUGGCAUUUGUUCCCAAGAGAUCACAACAGUUACAGUAAUGGAUUGCUGAAUCUAUUAUUCUAAUGAUUUUGCCUAAAAUAAAUGAGCGGCUGGAUGAGCUGUUAAUGUGAACAAAAUACAAAUUAGAGACCCGGUGGUGCUAUAGUUUGAUAAUUGGGAGGUAGGGGGAGUGGGGGAAGGGAGAAUAUUCAUGUUACAUUGUGAAAUAAUUCCAAAGGGCCAAGGGGCCUAAGUCAUUAACCUUUGGUUUGGAGCAGGUAACCAGAAGAAAUUGAACGAAGAACCCUCUCUGAUUGAUCAGGGAGGUGUCCUCAUUUGGGGUUUCCAAAAUCAGUGCAAUUCUCCAAUGCUCAUUUGCACUGCUCACACCAGUCCAGUGCAACAAAUUCAGCAAUAACUUUUCUGAUUGAACUUAGCAACUAUUCUAACUGUUGUACGCUGUCGUGAAGAAGGAACAGCGAUCUUGGUCUUGAUACUGGCUAGGAUUGCCACCAGCUCUUUAUAUUGCUGCUGGUAUUUUAAAUCAGAGGCUUCUUGAAUUAUGUUGCAAAUGGAUAUAUAUAUUUUUUUUCCUAAGCGACAAGUUCGGAACUCACAGCUUUAAAUGAUUUUUUUAUUGUGGGUCUUUGGGUACAGUUAAGAAAUAAAAGGGAAUCAUUGUGUUUAAACAUAAGGUAGUUUGUGAAUGUAUUUUUUCAAACCUAGAUUCAUUGAAACAGAACCAUGAGAAAAUUAUUCAUGCAGUUGUGUUUACAGUAUGUACAUUAACAUAAAAUAGGACCUGAGCAUUUUUGGUGCCAACAAUAAAACACACAAGUUCAACAUCGA